This is a messenger RNA of Fomitopsis serialis, 767 nucleotides long. RefSeq lists its product as uncharacterized. Lineage: Eukaryota; Fungi; Basidiomycota; Agaricomycetes; Polyporales; Fomitopsidaceae. The record is from RefSeq and is a predicted model, not a curated record. The coding region runs from base 148 to 660 and encodes 170 amino acids. The transcript has 3 exons.
ACACAAACGUGACCGUUCGAUUUCGAACACGAACUUCAACCAGCCGCAACCGUGUUCAACUCCAUCUUCACCGCAACCACCAUCCAUCCGUCCCGUCAAACCUCACCGCUCUACUCGCCUCACACGACGCCCACGACCUCGAUCAUCAUGUCUGCCACCACGACGCCCAACGACUCCCCGGUCCACGUCCAGCCGCUGCACAACCCAUCACAAGCAGCACACGUCGUUGUGCCGCAGGCACCGCUUGGCAAUGCGACCAACGGAGUUUCGAGCCAGGCACCCGCACCUGGGAUGGGAGCGAAGGCGCUACUGGCCAGGAAGAUGUCGAACCACAACCCGAAGUACAUAUCCCCGACUGACAAGAUGAUGACGCCCGUCAGCCAGAAGCUGAACGCAGCGAAGCAGAAGCACUUCACGAAGGGCGCAAAGCCCAUGCAGUCGCUCUUCCCCCAGAAGGAAGUGGCCUCCGACCCGGAGAGCGGCUCGGACGAGGAAGCAUCAUCAUCACCGGUCGAGAAGACGGCAGCCGACGAGAACCCGUUUAGUGCCGUCGACGACGCCCCCCCUCCCCCACAUCGUAUUGUUAUUCCCGCUUGGCUUGUACGACUAUCCGCCCGAUACCUCAUGCACCAUCCUCUUGCUACUCGUUUGUUUGUCUAGUUUGCACCAGUUAUGCAUCUUGUACUACCAUGGGCGGGCCUCAGGGCGCUGCAAUCGAUUGGAUGCAGCCGCCGUGAACCAACCAGUCUUGCUUCGAACGUCGUACC